AUGGAAAAUGAUUCACAAGUCCUUGUUCCUAUAAAGGCGAUUCCACUUCGUCAAAUACCACCUCAAAGAAACCUCUUGGACGAACAAGAGAUGUCAAGCCCUCAAGCACCACCACCUUCUUGGGAUAGUCCUCCAAAACUAUCCUCCUUGAAGACAAAGAAGAAACUUCUUCCCUACCUUGAAGCAGCCGACCUGGAGACAUCUAGCCAAGCCGCAUCUUACAGAGAAGAACACCUUCUAGCCACGCCAGAAGAGGAGAUUAACCCUGAGAUGAUUGAGUUCGUGAAGAGAGAUCAAUUCCAUCAUCUGUUUUCAGAGUAUGCGCUAGAGCAUCUGGAUCACUUUGAUAAUCUUUGUGAUUCCUAUGGAGUCUUUGACUUUGAGAAGAAGAUGAUGCUAUUCAGCACAUCACUAGCUGGACCAGCACUAGAUUGGGCGCAGCAUGAGCCACUCUCUACAAUCGAGUCAUGGAUCGAUUUUAGAGAAGCCUUCUUGAAGAGAUUUGCAAGGCUACCACCUUUCAAGUCCAAGUACAAUCACUACUCUCAUCAGCUGGAGAGAGAGCGUGAAGAAGAAGAAUGGGGAGGCAUACCACCCCAUCUAAUCACAAGAGCUAAUCAGCUGGAGAGAGAGCGUGAAGAAGAAGAAUGGGGAGGCAUACCACCCCAUCUGAAGUGA
This is a messenger RNA of Microthlaspi erraticum, 678 nucleotides long. NCBI's taxonomy places the organism in Eukaryota, Viridiplantae, Streptophyta, Magnoliopsida, Brassicales, Brassicaceae. The record is from the annotation of a GenBank genome assembly.